This is a messenger RNA of Suillus clintonianus, 1401 nucleotides long. RefSeq lists its product as uncharacterized. The transcript is spliced from 3 exons. The coding region runs from base 1 to 1401 and encodes 466 amino acids. The record is from RefSeq and is a predicted model, not a curated record. Lineage: Eukaryota; Fungi; Basidiomycota; Agaricomycetes; Boletales; Suillaceae. Gene Ontology annotation, cellular component: nucleus. Gene Ontology annotation, molecular function: DNA-binding transcription factor activity, RNA polymerase II-specific; RNA polymerase II cis-regulatory region sequence-specific DNA binding. Gene Ontology annotation, biological process: regulation of transcription by RNA polymerase II.
AUGCCUGCUGAGAGAUCCCGGGGCUCAAUGAAGCGCGAACAUUCAGAUGUAGGCGCUCAAUUAACAUGGACUCUUCCUCUUGAGCCUGCGUCUACUCAGAGCAUUGCCUUUGCACCGAACCUAACGCCCAUAACUUUCAACGAUUCCCCUCUUGCAGUUGAAGCUACUUUUGAACCUGUGCUCUUUCCCACUCCUACCGGGGAGUGUUCGUCCCGCCGGCCAACGCAUAGCAAAAAGCGUCCCGACGAUCAUAUCCCCCGUCCACCCAACGCCUUCAUCCUCUUCCGCUCGUCCUUCAUCAAAAGCCAGCAUGUAUCGACAGGAGUGGAAACUAACCAUAGCACACUUUCAAAGAUAAUUGGUCUUACGUGGCAGAAUAUGCCACAUGACGAACGUCAGAUCUGGCACGCAAAGGCAAAGAAGGCAUUGGAGGAUCAUAGGCGGAAGUGGCCGCAGUAUGCUUUCCGCCCUUCUCAUACAAAAGCGAAGGGUGGGACCGAGAAGCGCAAAGUUCGGGAAGUCGAGCCGAAGGACAUGAAGCGUUGCGCGAAAAUUGCCGAGCUCCUUGUCGAGGGAAAAAAAGGCCAAGAGCUAGAAGACGCAAUUCAAGAAUUCGACCGCACACAUGUUCCUGAGGUCGUUACCCGCUUCGAGGCUCCCAUUACUGCUCGGGCAUAUCGCCGAUCUUCAUCCGCUCCCAUUGACAAUCUCGAAACGAACAAGCCAUUCCUUUCAUCCUCACCAGCGCCCCGUCGUGUACGUGCAACGAGUAGCCAGCCGUCGCUCUCAUCAACUUGGAAAUCUCAGUGUGAUGAUCUUACACCGAGAUCUGAUGGUCUAGCAUCAGACGCCUGCUUCGAUGUCUCGGCAUCAUCUUCAUUUAUUUCAUCAGAUUAUUCUUUCCCUGCGAAACCACAACCUUCAAUGGAAUUUGAUCCUUUCAUGUUCGACGUAGCGUUCGGCAAUUCAAUAGCGUCCGCAGGUCCAACUUUCCCUGACUUCUCUCCUUCACCGUGCGAGACGCGGGUUCAAACGCCUUCAUUAGUUAUCGAUACCGCACAGGGCAGCGACUGGUCGCAAGCUUCAUCACCCUACUGUGCCUCACCUGUCACGCCCCAUUUUCCCCUCGAUCGCUCUUUCGAUACCUUAUGCGCGGAAGGCGGCAAUCCGUUCAUGUCCAGUUCAUUUUCCUUCAAUAACUCAUAUCCCCUGCCUUGCAAUGAGGGAUUCUCGGACAGUUUCAACACAUUCAGUCCCCCAGAAAAUUUGGACGGAUCGUCGUUCCCGCAAGAAGAUUUCUUCUCGAAAACCCAAUUUUCCUUGUUCGAGCCAGGGAAAUUGGAGCUCGCCAGCGUGGACAUGGAAUUUUCCGCUUUCAUGUCCUCACUCUCUGCCUUCUGA